Molecule: messenger RNA, 294 nt
Organism: Meloidogyne enterolobii
Lineage: Eukaryota; Metazoa; Nematoda; Chromadorea; Rhabditida; Meloidogynidae
Source: the annotation of a GenBank genome assembly
AUGCUUAGAAUUUUUGGAAUAAUGAAUACAAUAAACUAUAGCUGUACUCUAUUUUUUAGCGCUUUGAUGACACUAAAUCGUGCAACAGUUUUUGUGUCACCAAAAUUAAAUGAAAGUCUUUUCAGCCGUUCAAACAUUUUAAAGCCAAUUAUUGCAAUUUGGAUUUAUGCUUUUGUAAUUGGGAUUACAUUAGAUGUUGGGGGUUGCUUUAAAUUAUAUUCAGAAAAAGGCUAUUUAGUUUAUUUUUUUCUCAACAAAAUUAAUUUUAGAUUUAUUGCUUGGAUUUGUGUGUAA